CAUCUGACCUUCAACUUUACUGUUCGCCAAAAGGGAACUCUUCUGCUACCAUUCGCUUAAUGGCCAUGUUCAAGGAUCAUCGGCCACUCUCUGCAGCAACGAAGAGGAUUCCAUAGUACUCAUCAGAUUCACCUCAACGAAACGGUAACUCGUUGAAUGUUCCUAAGAUGGCAAGCCUCGUGAUAGAGAGAACGAAGUUCAUGCCUUUGCUGAUGGCUUUAAGUAUACUAUUAGGAGUUACUUUGCCAUAUAUUUUUACGAUUGUUAAGGAUAAAUUACGGAUGUUUCUUCCAUAUAUUAGUCAUGCUGCAGCUUUCCCGCCACAGUCAGCUUUCAUUAGUAUCUUCACAGCCAUUGGUACAUUUUUUGCCGUGCCAACAUUCUUCCUUCGGUUUGCCGCCGUUGACCAGAAGCGUAAUCGACUGGAACCCAGGAAGAUUCGAAUUUUGAACAUUGUUGCUGUAGUUAUUGGGUGCCUGGCCAUAAUAACUAUGCUAUUAAGUAGUUAUUAUCCUGUAGGUUAUGUGACUCACGAAAAAAAAGACUGGAUAAUAUCUGUUGUAGUGCCUCAUUUCACUUGUACAGCUUUGCUUGUAACACUGUUCACAGUCUACACAUUAAUCCAGGCUUAUCUCACUUACGUUCAACGGAAGAGAACAACCAAAAAUGUCUUCAUUCAUGCAACUCUUGCCAUGUGUGUUGUCAUAACUAAUUGGACGUCAUGCCUUCCGUUUUAUGCGGCGAUGAAAGAAAUGAGUCCAAGGAUUGUUGAUGCUGAAACCGGAGAAAUUUCUCUGGAAUCAAAAGAAUAUAGUUUUUACUACAUCAUCAGUUCUUUAUCAGAAUGGGCAUUCACUUUCUUCAGCAUCUUAUUCAUAGCAACAUUUUACAGAGAUUUCAAACAUAUGAAGCUCAAAGUCAAGGUACGUCCUCGUCAAAUCACAGAUAUCAAUCUGGACAGCGUUCAUGCCUCACAAUUCAAUGGGAAUGAUGAAAUAACGAAGAUGUAGAAAGAAAACUGAAGGAAUCCAAUGUUUUAAAAGAAAAAAGUGUAAAGAGGACCUGAAAAAUGAAUAUCCAAUUAAUUAUGCAUUUUUUUUCCGUCUUCCAGAGUGAUGAAAUAAACGGUUUCGUCAUUUCGCUAGUUUAUUAACUAGACUUAGAGAAAAGAAAAGUAAAUUCAAUUGAUUGUCUUGGCUUCAUAAGUACAACAAUUUUUACAGUAGUUAUUUAAAUAAGUUGUUUUAAUUUUAGAAAAAGUUGAUAAUUGUUUUUAUGUUAAUUAAUGUCAUUAUUUAUAUGUAUUUUUUGUUUUUUAGUAAUACUAUAGUUAGUAAGUUGAAUGUUUGGUGAUGAAAUUGGCACUAUUUUGCGUCCUUCGUUAAUAACGUAUAAUUAUGUGGGCUUGCUGCAUUUAUUGCUUUCAAAUAAAAUUUGUUUUUUUGUGGA
Argiope bruennichi is the source of this 1449-nucleotide messenger RNA. Its product is annotated as DNA damage-regulated autophagy modulator protein 1-like. Lineage: Eukaryota; Metazoa; Arthropoda; Arachnida; Araneae; Araneidae. The transcript is spliced from 7 exons. The record is from RefSeq and is a predicted model, not a curated record. Bases 168 to 1010 code for a protein of 280 amino acids.